Molecule: messenger RNA, 1160 nt
Organism: Guyanagaster necrorhizus
Lineage: Eukaryota; Fungi; Basidiomycota; Agaricomycetes; Agaricales; Physalacriaceae
Exons: 12
Coding region: 1-1089 (362 amino acids)
Source: RefSeq, a predicted model, not a curated record
AUGUUCCUACGCAGGUCUGGUGCGCAAGCGACCGGAGGCCGAGGGGGUAGCGUCUACGUCGUGAUAAACUUAAACGACUUUGGCGAAGGCAGCCUCCGUGAUGCCGUAUCAGAGUCGAAUCGAAUUGUCGUGUUCGCAGUUGGCGGCUUCAUUACAAUUAGUGACCGUAUCGUUGUUUCCAAUCACGUUACCAUUGCUGAGCAGACAAGUCUAAUAAAUUGCGACUCCGGGAAAGACGCCAUAACCAUAGCCAACGGCGAAAACAUGAUUUUCGGUCACGUCAGUGUCUCCUGGGGCCGAGCUCCAUCAACGGCAACUAUCAUAGCACAAGGCCUGGAAACACAUUCCUGCGGCGGUCUGAUUCAAACAGACGGAGGUGUCAGUAUUCUCCGUUCACUGUACAUCGACAAUCAGACGCGGAACCCAAAAGUGAAAGGCGUCAAUGACUUCGUCAACAACGUCGUGUACAAUUGGGGUGGCGGUGGCGGUUACAUUGCUGGAGACUCGGCCGGACAAUCAUACACGAAUAUUAUCGGAAAUGUCUUCAUCAGUGGACCAUCAACAUCUAUACAUCCUUUCACUAGCGGUAACGAGAACUUCCACGCCUAUAUGUCCGACAACUAUUACGAUCCCGACCAGGACGGCACCUCGAACGGGUGGGUUCUGUCAGCGAUCACUGACAACUAUUCCGACAUCGAUUUCCAAACAUCCCGGUACAACUAUCCGACUGUCGUUACCCUGUUAAGUUCUUCUCAGGUUCUAGCUUCCGUCAGUGCAUCCGCUGGCGCAAGCAAGGUUAGAGAUCGCGUCGAUACGUACCUGAUUGGGACAGAACUUGGAUUACUGGGCACCCAGGGUGCGCUAAUAUCAGACCCAACGACCUCACCGAUCAAUGGUCCGGGGCCUAUUGACGGAGGAACAGCGCUGACAGAUUCAGAUGGCGAUGGUAUUCCGGAUGUCUAUGAGUCUGCCCUUGGUACAAAUCCCAAUGUUGCCGACUCCGCGACCAUCGCAUCUAAUGGUUAUGCCAAUAUCAAGAACUACUUUAACUCCUUGGCAUCGAAAACAUCGGAAGCAGAUAGCCAGUAGGUGUAAGAGGUGGCAACGAUAACGGGAUAAAGCAACGAUAAGCAAGCAGUAAGGGGGAGAGCAGAUAUGAC